UCAACCAGAAGUGCCUUUGUUGACAAAGUAAAAGGUGGCUUGGAACUAACGUGCUGACAAACGCCGGUGUCCGUGACAUACCCCGAAAAAUGACACACAACCGGCUCCCAGUCUACAGUCUGUCUUUCAGCUUUAGAGGAACUUGUUUACAUUUUAAACAUAAAUGCCCAGAAAACCUGGACAACCUUCCCAUCAACGGAAGCAGACCACUCCUGGAAAAAGACAUGUUCCUAGUACAUCAGGACUUGGCUCCCUUGCAUCUCCUUUACGGACCCCUCAUCAAACGCGUCGUUUAAGUGGUCCAGGCCCAUCCUCCGCCUCAUCUUCCCCAGGGCCAUCGAGGGUUGUCAAAAAGAAACACUAUCGUCCUGGAACCCGUGCUUUGAUGGAAAUCAGAAAAUAUCAGAAAUCAACUGAUCUACUGAUCCAGAAGUUACCCUUUUCAAGAGUGGUGCGAGAGGUGUGUAAGGAUCUCACACAAAUGGAUUUGAAAUGGCAGGCCCUGGCCCUUGCUGCUCUUCAAGAGGCAGCAGAGGCCUUUCUUGUCCGUCUCUUUCAGGAUUCGUACCUAUGUGCGAUACAUGCCAAGAGAGUUACCUUGUAUUCCAAAGACAUACAGCUGGCCCGCAGAAUACGUGGUCAAAGGGAUGACUUGACAUAAGCUAUAGAUGGAUAUUUCUUUCUAUUGCUUUUUUAUUUCCAAUAAUUUUAUACUUUGAUGUCAUAUGUAAAUAAAUGUGUUUUAAAAAUUGUAUAUA
This is a messenger RNA of Polypterus senegalus (gray bichir), 758 nucleotides long. Its product is annotated as histone H3-like centromeric protein cnp1. Gene Ontology annotation, cellular component: nucleosome. The record is from RefSeq and is a predicted model, not a curated record. NCBI's taxonomy places the organism in Eukaryota, Metazoa, Chordata, Cladistia, Polypteriformes, Polypteridae. The coding region runs from base 164 to 661 and encodes 165 amino acids. Gene Ontology annotation, molecular function: structural constituent of chromatin; protein heterodimerization activity; DNA binding. The transcript is spliced from 5 exons.